AUGCUGGAAUCAAGAAUAAUCAGCAAAGUUUCUGGAAUGGUGAAAGCUUCAGAGUCAGUCAUUUUGGAGAAGGUUGAUUACACGGAUCAGAAUAAUGAACUUCGUGUUAAAAAUCAACGAUCUGAUUUUAUGGGUGAAGCUAAGAAUCUAAAAAGCAUAACAAAAGAACGAAAUAUUCUUUUUGUUCAAGAAGUGAAGAAGGUAAGAGAAGAUGUUAACAAGCAGAUUCAUGAACUCCGAGAAGAAAUGCAAAAAGAAGUUGCAGCAGUACAUCAUGAUAAUGCAUCAGUGAAUCAGAAGGUCGAUAUCAUUUGUGAUGCAGUCACUCGUUUUGUCAAGUUAUAUGUGUUGGAUAAGAUAGGAAUAUAA
Lactuca virosa is the source of this 369-nucleotide messenger RNA. The record is from the annotation of a GenBank genome assembly. Lineage: Eukaryota; Viridiplantae; Streptophyta; Magnoliopsida; Asterales; Asteraceae.